AGAUUGAGGCUCAACGAUGGCCAGCGAUGGUUGCCAUACUCAGCCACAGUCUGGCCACGCCGUCUCGGCCACCGACGAUCUGCCAGGUGAGGGUGGCCACUUGCCAUGCGUCGACGGCGGUAACGUCACGAGCCUUGCAGCACCUGGCAGGGAGGAGAAGAUCUCGGCAGACUAUUGGCAGGUCCGGCGGGUGCCUGUUACGGUCCACACGAUCGUCGCCCUGAUCAUCGGCAUCACUCUGCGGCUGGUGUUAUUCCCGCAAGCUCUGCUUGCGGACAGGGCGAACGCUGGCAGGACAGAUUUCCUAAUAUUCUUCGGGGUCGCUAAGGCGUCGAGCAAUUUUGUUGGAGGUGCGUUGGCCGAUAGUUGGGGCCGAAGGCCAACGGCCUUGGUGGGCUGGAUCCUCGGAGUUCCUCUGACAGCCGCAUUGCUCUGGACUGAACUGGUCAAAUCGCGUAUAGUGUUGGACGUGUCGGACCUCCUGCUGGGUACGAUGCAGGGCGUCACCUGGGGUCUCAACAUCACACUGCUGAUGGACAUUUUGGGGCCACGAGGGCGCGGCAUGGCCAGCGCUCUAAGCAAUGCUGCUGGCUAUUUUGGCAGUGCUGUGACCGCGCCUGUCGCGGCGGAGAUGGUCAAGGUCACCGGCGACGCUUCCAUGUGCAUCGCGACUCUCUGCUGCGGCGUGUUGUUGGGUUUCGUGCUGGUCGCCACGGACACGAAGGUCUGGCACAGAGUCGAUGUUGCCCGGGAAUUGACAGCGCAUGUGCGAGCUGAUGAUAAUGGCAAGCCCCCUGUCUGGAGCAUAGCGCAGUUUCUUGUACGGGUAGGUUGUGGGAGUUCUGUCCAGGUGUUUUGCCUGAUAUCUGGUCACACUGUGAAUACAACCACCGCAGUGGUUUGGGGCGCGACUGUACAGUGGAUGAAAAACGAAGGUGGCGUCAGCAUCAGAUGUAUUGGGUUCGUGGAGGCUUGGUUCACUGGAUUGGAGGUCAUAGCCAUGCUGGUCUCAGGUUUCCUGUCCUAUCGUGGUUUGAAGCCUCAGCGGAUAGCUGCAGUAACCAUGGCGAUCAUGGCCGUGGGUCUGGGCUUGCUCGCUUGGCAAGCAUCGUGCGCGGUCGUUUCGUGGCCAACGCUGCUUUGCUGCACUGGGAUGCUCGGUGUGGGCGUCGGCGGUGCAUAUCCUGCGCUCGAGGCCGCCGUCAUCGAACAUGUGCCAGAGCACCAGCGUGCCUCUGUGUACGGUGCGUACCGCAUGUGGCGAGAUCUCGGGUUCGCUUCCGGCGGAGUGUUCACGCGGCUGUUCAGCAAUUUUGCAUCUGAGGUAACAGGGGUCUGCCUGUGGACUUUAGUCGUUGCGUUUGCUUUCUUGUGCAACGCAUUCUGCACUGCUAGGAUCGCUCCGGUGCGAGGAGAGCUCGAUCAGGGCACCGAGAUGCCGCUUCUGGGUUGUUGAUGUUCUCUCAGAGCCAGACAUUCUCCGAAAACGAAUUGGAGUGAAAAGAACAUGUCGUUCGAGAUCUUGGGAUGACCCCUGCCAUGUCUUUGCGCACUAUUGUGCCGACGAGUGUGAACAU
Molecule: messenger RNA, 1577 nt
Organism: Prorocentrum cordatum
Lineage: Eukaryota; Dinophyceae; Prorocentrales; Prorocentraceae
Source: the annotation of a GenBank genome assembly